This is a messenger RNA of Copidosoma floridanum, 2792 nucleotides long. RefSeq names its product gamma-tubulin complex component 2. The record is from RefSeq and is a predicted model, not a curated record. Gene Ontology annotation, molecular function: microtubule minus-end binding; gamma-tubulin binding. Gene Ontology annotation, cellular component: gamma-tubulin complex; spindle pole; microtubule organizing center. NCBI's taxonomy places the organism in Eukaryota, Metazoa, Arthropoda, Insecta, Hymenoptera, Encyrtidae. Gene Ontology annotation, biological process: spindle assembly; microtubule nucleation; cytoplasmic microtubule organization.
UGUAAAUUUGGACAGAAUAGCGCUUAAAAGAAAACAAACAAACUGAUGACGUUAGUAACGUUCUUGACGUCUAUUAAUUGCUAGCCUAGAGUAUAACAUUAAAAGUUUGAAAAUCCUACUGACAAAUAAAUUUUUUGUUAACUUUAGAGCAUUUUUAUUUUUUAAAAAUACUUUCAUCUUUGAAUUAUUUAGUCAGAUAAAUGUCUUAGCUUUUGUUUUUCUGGACAAUGAGUGAGUUUAAGCUUCAUCAUUUAGUGGUAGAGUUAAUUGAAUUACUGGGAUCUACGUCAUCUCCUGAAAAACAUGUAGAAAAAUUGCUGAAGGAAGGAGCAAAGUCCAGUCCAGUGGGCUUGAGUACAGAUGCCACUCAAAGUUGUGUUCGGCAACUUGCAAAAAACUCGCCAAAUCCAGAGCUGUUCCUAAAAAAGUAUGAAGAGCUCAAGUCAAAGAAAAUGGACAUGCUAGGUCCGUUUAUGCAGUUGUUGGAGUUUAUAUCUGUUGAUAGAGAACUGAAAAGUUUUCUGGCCAAAAAUGCACCUCCAAUAGUAACAGCUUCCUCUGUAAAUACAACCAUUACCAAUGAAGAUGUGCCAAAAAUCUUCAAAAAUGUCAUCAAAGCAGCCAAUGAAGGAGAAAAGAAAUUAAAUAAACAAGUAUGUCCUGUAAAUAAACCGACCGAAGCAGUGACUGCAAAGCACUCGUGGUAUUCAGAGAGGCCACUUUUAUCAUGGGACUUCCAAUCAGAUCCGGCAAUGACACCACAGAAAGUAGUUCCAUCCAUCUCCCAAGAAUCAAUUCUCAUUUGGGACAUAUUACACUGUCUGAAAGGAAUAGAUGGAUCCUACAUAGUAUCAGAACCUUUGGCCAGUUCCUACAGUCCUGUAACAUUCAGAAUAUCACAAGAUGUUGGUGUAUCGCUCAAGCAACUGACGGAACGAAUAUUGCCGCUGGCUUCGUAUUACUCGAUGACUGUUCGCUUCGUAGAAGAUAAAGUUCUUCCAGAACAUGGACAAGUGAACCAUGCUUUGAGAGGAGCUCUGCAUAGCUUACUCAGAGACUAUAUGCUGUUUGUUGUACAAAUGGAAAAUGAACACACUCGGGGAAAGUUGAACUUACAAAAGCUUUUGUUUUACGUUCAACCAAUAAUGACCACCAUGUCCAUAUUAAAUCAUGUAGCUUCCACUAUUUUUAAGGCAAAUGCUCGUGGUGGUAAGGUUUUAAGUCUUCUUCAUGAACAAAUAAAUGAUAUGAGUGGAGAGGCAAAAAGCAAGGAAUUAUGCUUAUUUUUGAUGAAAUCGGCAAGCAUCCCAUAUAUGCAGACAUUGGAAAAAUGGGUGUAUAAAGGUGUAAUAUGUGACCCUCAUCACGAAUUUUUUGUGGAAGACAAUGCACUGAUACAGAAAGAGGAGUUACCUAUGGAUUACUCUGCAGAUUAUUGGGAAAAAAGGUACUCAAUGAAACCAGAAAGAAUUCCCAUCUUUCUGAAUGAAAAUGCACAAACUAUAUUGAGGACUGGCAAAUAUUUUAAUGUUAUUAGACAGUGUGGAAAAACUGUUCAAUGGGGUAAACAAGAACCAUUGGUCUAUCAACAUAGGGAUCAAAAAUUCAUUGCAACUAUCGACAGAGCAUAUUUGGAAGCUGCCAGAACUCUACUUGAAGUGCUUAUUCAAGAAAAUGAUUUAAUGGGUCGCUUACGUAGCGUUAAAAAUUAUUUCUUGCUUGCACAAGGAGACUUUGUGGUCCAAUUUAUGAAUUUGUGCGAAGCUGAGUUAAGUAAGAACAUGUACGAUAUUGUCACACACCGGCUAUCAUCACUUCUGGAAGUAGCAUUGAGAAUGUCUACCGCAGAUACAGACCCUUACAAAGAUGACCUCAAACCGGAGUUGCUGCCUUAUGAUCUACAGUAUCAAAUGUUUAGAAUUUUGACCAUUCAAACGACGGAAGAAAAAGAGUAUUGUUCACAUGCAGAUAAAGUCUUGACGGGCUUGGAAGCCUUCGUUUUCAACUAUGAUGUUAAAUGGCCGGUAUCAUUAGUCAUCAAUAGAAAAGCAAUGGCUUGUUAUCAAAUGUUGUUUAGACACUUGUUCUUCUGUAAGCACGUUGAAAGAUUGUUGUGCAGGGUGUGGAUCAGCAACAAGAUUGCCAAAACGUUUACUCAUGAAGCUGCAAUGGCUUAUCGUCAGGCAUUCUCAUUGAGGCAGCGCAUGUUGGAUUGCAUCCAGCAUCUUGAGUACUACAUGAUGGUGGAGGUCAUAGAACCAAAUUGGUUGACUUUCUUGAAUAAAAUGAGCAAGGUCAGCAACGUCGACGAAGUGCUAAAUGUUCAUCAGGAUCUGCAAGAUAGCUAUUUAAAGGAAUGCAUGCUAACCGACCCAGAGCUAUUGUCAUGCAUAACCGGCAUUUGUGCAGUGUGCAUUGAAUUUUGCAAAUUCAUGCAGUCUGAGUGCAGUGGAAAUUCAAGCGAAGGAACCAGUUUUGAAGAAAAAAUCGUUCUGCUGGACGACCAAUUUACCAACGUUCUUAUUCGGUUUUUAAAUAGAAUUUGCGAUUUAGGCUGUGAUAAUAGUAAUGAAAAACUGCUGAACGUUGUAUGUCGGUUGGAUUUUAAUCUUUUUUACACUCGGAUCCUUGCUCAAAAGGAGUCAGAAAAAAAGUUGCAAAAUGUUUCUGGAUGAUACGUCUAUCAUAGAUACUAUAAAUGUCGCAUCAGAAAUUUGGCUUGUUAUAUUUUUAACGCAAUAUAAAUUUAAAAAAUUACUACGACCAAUAAUUAAAAAAUUUAUUAUUGUUAC